Molecule: messenger RNA, 2965 nt
Organism: Physcomitrium patens
Lineage: Eukaryota; Viridiplantae; Streptophyta; Bryopsida; Funariales; Funariaceae
Product: protein ENHANCED DISEASE RESISTANCE 2-like
Molecular function (GO): lipid binding
Source: RefSeq, a predicted model, not a curated record
GGCAGUCAAGAUUGCCCCUCCAAGUCCUCCUCGCUCACCCAAUUCCAUCCCCAUCCGCAUCCCCAUCUCUGUUGUUGUUUGUUGUUAUUGUUGGAGCUGCUGCCUUUUUUUGUGGACGCCCCGGACUUCGUUCCAUAUUGAGGUUGAGAUGGCCUUUGCGGGCAGUACAAUUAAGCCGCCGCUGUAGUUAUGUAAUGGAAUCGCCGUGUUCAUGCUUGUUGUGUCGCGGAUGCUAGACCAAAUUCUUGUCUCCACUCGAGCUCGUUUCACGACGGAGCGAUGCGUACCAUGAGAUCGUGACACAAUACGUUGGGUUGAGUUGGCAAUAUAGAAGGGGAGGGAUGUCAUUCUUGCUGGUUGCUCUUGUCCACGGUCCAAGGUUGGCAGUGCAAAUCGAAUUUUGGGGUGGGGGGGGACUAAACCAUGGGAGAUAUCGCUGGUACGAGAAUGGAGGGUUGGGUGUAUUAUCUGAGCUCUAGCAAACUGCGAUUAAAUCACCCUCGUAAGCGAUAUUUGGUUCUUGAGGGAAUUCGAGCUAGCUCUUUCAAGGAUAAACCCAGAACUGGUGUUGAGAUUCUUGUGAGAUCAGGCAUUAUUGACCCGGACACACGAGUCAUUGACCACGGCCGCGAAACCGUCCAUGGCCGUGUUUUCUUCGUAUUUUCCAUAUACGAUCCUUACGCUCCUGAAGCGAAACUUAGAAUUGGAGUUCAGAAUGCGGAGGAUGCUGCAAAGUGGAUGCAUGCUUUCAGGGAAGCUGCGGAAAGGGCCCAGCCUCCAGGCACCAAUAAAACUUUCCUUCCCUCACCUCCAGGACGUAGGCGUCUGCCAAAUUUGAGGCGAUCGGGAAGGAAAGGAAGUGGACUUUUUCGGGAUGUUUCCGGAGUUUCGGAUGCUUUGGGUGGAGAGGACUGUGUUGUCACACUUGAAGCAGUAAAUCAUUGGACGGGUGGAUUACUUACCAAGGACGCCUCACCUGAUGUGGUUGCAUCUUCCCCCUGGCAAAUUAUUGGGUGCAAGAAUGGUCUACGUUUCUUUCAGGAAACUUCCGACGGAGAUGAGAGUCUCUUAGAAAAGAUCCGUGGGGACGACAUUCCAACACUAAUGGCUGUGGGGGUGGUAGAUGCGACCCCUGCAAGUGUCUUCGAAACAGCUAUGGCCUUGGGACGUUCACGGGCUGAAUGGGAUUUUUGCUUCCACCAAGGUCGAGUCAUAGAGAACGUUCACGGGCAUACGGAUAUUAUCCACGAACAAUUUCAUUCUAGGUGGCUUCCUUGGCGCAUGAAGCCUCGAGAUUUGGUUUUCCAGCGUUACUGGCGUCGUGAUGAUGACGGGACAUAUGUUAUACUCUACAACUCCAUCAAUCACGAAAAGUGUCCUCCUGGCAGGAAAUUUACACGAGCUUGGUUACACAGUGGAGGCUUCGUGAUAUCGCCUUUGAAGGGGAGAAAGGAUAAGGUUAAGUGGUGCAUGGUGAAGCACAUUAUGAAAGUGGAUUGGAAAGGUUGGGAGUUUCUUUGGAGGAAGUCCCGAAAUCGUGAUAUGUCACUUAUCAUGCUUGAGCGUAUAGCAGCAAUUCGUGAGCUGUACAAGGUGAAGGAGAAACCAAUCAUUUCUAUGAAGAAAGAACACCACCAAAGACAUGAGGACAUCUUCUAUGAGAGUGCAGAGCCCAAACCCGAGAGUGAAGAUGAGUCAUCAAACAGAGAUAGGGUGUCUAAUCAACCAUCUCUUAAAGAAUCAACCAGUAAAUUCAUCGAGGUUGCUGAUGAUGAGUUUUUUGAUGCUGAGGAGCCCACGUCUUGGGAACGUGGAGAGGAUCCUGAACUUAAAUUCUACGAAGAAUUGGAGGGUUCAUCGAUGGAUGAAGUUGAACAAAAAGCUCACAACUUACCCGCUCCCCAGAAAGCUGUAUCUAAGGCUGCAACAAUUGUUAAACGAAUUCAGGACCUUGCCUCAGGUCCAAGACACCCUUCAUUUUCAAGGUCAUUAAGAAAGCUGGCUGAUGAAGCAGACGUGGAGUUCAUGAAUCGGGAAUCGUCGUUGGGUUCUGUUUAUUGGGAGCCUGCUGAGCCUGGAACCUUCCUAAUCCGCGGAAAGCACUUUCUUAGGGACCAUAAGAAGGUGAAGGCAGGAACUCCACUAAUGCAGUUGGUAGCUGCUGACUGGUUCAAGUCUGACAAACGUGAGGAUCAUAUCGCUGCUCAUGAUGGAUGUGUAAUUCAAAAGCUCUUCGCUAAACAGAAGAAUGCUCAUGAGGUGGCGGAUUCAUAUUUUGUGAUCAUCAAUCUCCAAGUACCAGGCACACCUACGUAUAGCUUAGUGCUUUACUACAUGACCAACAAGCGCCUUCAGGAUAUUCCACUGCUCGAAAACUUUGUUCGUGGUGAUAAUCGCUAUCGUGCCUGCCGCUUCAAACUCUGCCCUUAUGUCGCCAAGGGACCAUGGAUCGUGAAGCAGAGUGUAGGGAAGUCAGCUUGCUUGGUGGGGGAAGCUCUGGACAUCACCUACUUCUCCAGCGAUAACUACUUGGAGUUGGACAUUGACAUUGGAUCGUCAUCAGUCGCGAGGGGAGUGGUCAAUCUCGUGACUGGUUAUGUUACAAAGUUGGUCAUAGAGAUGGCCUUUCUCAUUCAGGCUAACACAGAAGAGGAGCUACCAGAGAAACUUUUGGGGACUGUUCGGAUCUCUAAUUUAGAUAUGCAAAAAGCAGUGCUUCCACCGCCAGAGUACUGAACUGCUGCACAAUGCUUGAAGUAAUAUUUUCGUUCUACUUACGUCCACAUUGGGAAGUGUAAAAAGUAGGGAACUCUUUUCUAAAGGUUGCAUGAAGUAUGAAACAUUAUGUACAUCAUUGUUGUCUUAAAAUUGUUAGAUACACAGCACAGAGAAUCAGGCAUAUAUGUGCAUAAGUGACAAAUUUCAAAAAACUAACAAUUACUUCUAAAUAUUAUCUCUUGAAGGA